Molecule: messenger RNA, 1813 nt
Organism: Plodia interpunctella (Indianmeal moth)
Lineage: Eukaryota; Metazoa; Arthropoda; Insecta; Lepidoptera; Pyralidae
Gene: CPR68
Product: calphotin-like
Exons: 4
Coding region: 77-1759 (560 amino acids)
Cellular component (GO): extracellular matrix
Source: RefSeq, a predicted model, not a curated record
UAAAUGGCGUUAGAACCCAUUGGGGUGUACAGUUCGCAGCUUCAAGCACCCCCGAACACAUCUCAUCAAACAAAAAAUGUCUCUUAAGUUGGUGGUCUUCUCCUGCCUUCUGGCCGUGGCUUACGGCAGCGUGGCUCCUGCUGCCUUUGCAGCGGCUCCCGUGGCCUACGCCGCCCCAGCCGUGUCUGCAAGACUCGAGGAGUUUGAUCCAUUACCUCAGUACAGAUUCGGAUAUGACGUAGCAGACUCUUUGACUGGAGAUUACAAGAGCCAGCAGGAGCAGCGAGAUGGCGAUCUAGUUCAAGGGUCAUACUCUCUCGUUGACCCCGAUGGUACGCGUCGUGUUGUAGACUACACUGCUGACUCUGUCAAUGGAUUUAACGCUGUCGUUCGCAAGGAGCCUCUGGUGGCUGCUGCCCCUGCUGUUGUGGCUGAACCUGCCGUGGUGCCUGCUCGAAUUGCAGCUGCACCUGUUGCCCAACCAGUGGUAGCUGCCCGCUACGCUGUCAGCGCUCCAGUUGUCGCUCCUGCGCGGUUAGCCGCUGCCCCUAUUGCUGCCGCGCCCGUCGCUCCCGCUCCUGUGUUCGCCCGCUAUGCCACCGCCCCAGUAGUCGCUCGCUACGCCGCUGCUCCUGUAGCAGCUCCAGUCGUGGCCGCUCGCUACGCUGCCGCUCCUUACGUAGCACGUUAUACUGCACCAGUAGCGGCCUACAGAACGGCUUUUCCCGCUCCUGUUACUGCUGCGUACACAGCACCAGUUGCCGCCGCGGCCUACACCGCUCCAGUUGCCGCCGCAGCUUACACAGCUCCUGUCGCCACCGCUGCCUACACGACGUAUACAGCUUCAGCUCCCGUGGCAGCAUACGCCGCGCCUGUCGCAGCUGCCUAUGCCGCACCCGCUGCGUACGCGGCCUCCGUGGCGACACCGGCCCGACUCGCCGUAGCACCCGCGCAGGCGCCCGUGCUCCGAGCAGCGCCUGCUAAGAUCGUCGAACCAGUCGCCGCCGGCUACCGUUACCCCUCUCCUCAUGGGUGCGGGUUCGAUUACCGCUCCGAAUUAUAUGACGUCACAAACGAAUGUCACGCGUGGACACUCGGUGAAUAUAAAAAGAGACAGUGCACUAUAUUCGGCAGUUCAAUCUCACUCUUGGACAUAAUCAGAACCAAAAUGGCAUUCAAGUUUGUCGUAUUCGCCUGCGUGGUAGCGGCCGUGAGCGCCGGGCUCCUGCCUGCCGCCCCCGUGGCGUACUCCGCCCCAAUUUCCUACUCCAGCCAGGCCGUCCACGCUGCCCCCUUGGCCUACUCCGCCCCCGCGCUCCACGCCGCCCCCCUAGCCUACGCUGCCCCGGUCGCCAAAUACGCCGCCCCCGUAGCCUAUGCCGCUGCCCCAGUCGUCAAGACCGUUGAAGCUUACGACUCUCACCCUCAAUACAGCUUCUCUUACGACGUUCAAGACGGACACUCUGGCGACUCCAAAAGCCAGCACGAGACUCGUGACGGAGACGUAGUCCAGGGCUCCUACUCGGUCGUCGACCCUGACGGCACCAAGCGCACCGUGGACUACACCGCUGACCCCCACAACGGUUUCAACGCCGUCGUCCGCAAGGAGGCUCUCGCCGUAAAAGUGGCCGCUCCCGUCGUCGCUAAAGUAGCACCAGUCGCAUACGCCGCCGCCCCCGUGGCCUACGCCGCCCCUGUAGCCAAGGUCGCAUAUGCCGCCCCCCAGCUUGCCUACUCCGCCCCUGUCUACCAUCACUAAAAAUUAAGACAUUCUUGAAUGCCAUAAUGUAAAUAUAAUAUCUAUUUAUUUCAA